AUGCCGGAGCUUAAGGCUGGGACGCCCGAACCGAAGCUGCGGAUCGCGGACCCUUUUGGGGAAGACAAUGAAAUGCUGCAGCGGCUUACGGAGGAGGCGUUCAAUUCGGUCUCGAAUGGCAAACCGACAAUCAAUCUCAUGCAGGCCUCAACGGGCUUGGAGUUUGCUCUGAAACGUCUCCACCCGGUGUGCCCGCUCCCCGACAAGGCUUGGUACCCUGCCGUUUUCAAGAACUACGACUUGGACCGAGACGGCGAGAUCGAUAAGGAGGCUUUUAUUGACAUUCUUCAGCAGUAUCACGCCUACCACUACGCGCGACUGGUGAAGCGACAGCAACGGCACCACGGGGUCCAGCUCACAGUCAACGUCAGCUGCGGCUCGGCUACGUCUCUGGCGCGACGUCCAGGGGCGCCUGGCCAGAGCGCGGCGUCACGAGGGGGGGUCGGCGCCGACGGGAGUUUGGUGGAUAACAAGGAGCAAUCUCUCAUGCUCGCAUCCUACAUCAUGUAUCCGGCUCACCACGGGAUCUGCGAAGUGUACAAAGACUACAUUUUCGGAGAGACAGCUGGGAAGGGGUCGUUCGGAAAAGUCCAGUUGGUCACAAAUAAAAAGACAGGAGCGCGGCGCGCGUGCAAGUCGAUAGGCAUUCAGUCACCGGAUCAGUGGGAGUUGAUCAAGGCCGAGAUCGAGCUGCUCAAGGCACUGAACCACCCAAACAUCAUGAAGCUAUACGAGACGUAUCAAGACGGAUACACGAUCUACUUGAUCAUCGAGUUGUGCCACGGAGGCCCUCUCUUCGACCGCAUUGUCCAGCACUACGAGAAACUCCGGUCCCCUAUCACUGAAGAGCAGGUGUCCCACUGGAUGCGCCAGAUUCUGUCUGCCUGCGCGUACUGCCACGAGAGGGGGGUUGUCCAUCGAGAUCUAAAACCUGAGAACAUCCUGUUCGUCGACACAACCCCAGACUCGCCCAUCAAGGUGAUCGAUUUCGGCCUCAGCGAUACAAUGCAGAGGCUGCGGGAGACCGCCAAGGAAGUGAAAGAGAAGCGUGGCGGCGUCGGCGGAGCGAUGGCCCGCCUGUUGCCGUCUUUCAACGGGAAGCACAUUAUUCCUUGGUACGUUCGUCGAGUGCGCAUGCAGCGGGCAGGGACGCCGCACUACAUGGCGCCCGAGAUGAUCCGCGGGGACUACGACGAGAAAUGCGAUAUCUUCGCUGUCGGAAUCAUCAUGUACCAGCUUCUUUCCGGCAUUCACCCCUUCUACGUUCCUGGCCUGGACAACGAGGAAUCAGUGAAGACAAAAAUUCUGACCAUUGAGCCGCCCACGGCAGGCGACGAGUGGCAGUGUGUGACAGCCCAGGCGAAAGAUUUGGUGCGGAAGUUGAUUGUCAAGAAUCCGAAGAAGCGGCUGAGUGCUGCGCAGGCUCUCGAGCAUCCGUGGUUCCAAUUCAUGCAGGGUCGACAAGCCAAGCCUUCGCAGCUGACGCCGUCAGUCUUCGAAGGUCUGCGAAACUGGCAGAACCAGAACCGGCUGAAGCAGGCCGUCUUGCAGUUGCUGGCAAAGGAACUGAAUGAAACAGACAUUUUGGAACUGCGGAAAAAGUUCGAAGCGCUCGACCAGAAAGGCGACGGCACCAUCACCAUUGACGAACUGAAAGAAAGCAUGCACAACGCGGGCUACAAAGUGAUCGAGAGCGAACUGGCAGCCAUCGUCGACUCCAUUGACGCCCAGCAGCAAGGCUUCAUUGGUUAG
This is a messenger RNA of Neospora caninum, 1752 nucleotides long. Its product is annotated as putative CAM kinase, CDPK family CAM kinase TgTPK5. The coding region runs from base 1 to 1752 and encodes 583 amino acids. Gene Ontology annotation, biological process: protein autophosphorylation; intracellular signal transduction; peptidyl-serine phosphorylation. The transcript has 16 exons. NCBI's taxonomy places the organism in Eukaryota, Apicomplexa, Conoidasida, Eucoccidiorida, Sarcocystidae. Gene Ontology annotation, cellular component: cytoplasm; nucleus. The record is from RefSeq and is a predicted model, not a curated record. Gene Ontology annotation, molecular function: calcium ion binding; calmodulin binding; ATP binding.